This is a messenger RNA of Neurospora tetraspora, 620 nucleotides long. RefSeq lists its product as uncharacterized. NCBI's taxonomy places the organism in Eukaryota, Fungi, Ascomycota, Sordariomycetes, Sordariales, Sordariaceae. The record is from RefSeq and is a predicted model, not a curated record. The coding region runs from base 117 to 518 and encodes 133 amino acids. The transcript has a single exon.
CUCAUCACAAGUCACUAGCCUGCGCCUCCCCCACGACUUGCGUGCUUCCUCUCAUCUCGUUCUAGAAGCCCAACGAGUGGGGGGUGAGCAAUAGAAAGCCCAACGAACUCGGGUUCAUGUUGGCCUAUCCUUUUCUUCUUUUCUUCUUUGUGUUUUUCUUUUGCUUGCCUUUCAUGGCCUUUGGCCAUCUUGCAUCUUAUACCCAAUGGACCUUCAAGGCAGGUCUUAAUCAUUCAUCAUCAUCAUGGGCCAUACAUAUGUGUGUAUGUGUGUAUUGUACAUAUAGAGAGGUUGUUUUGCAGGCGUUGUUUGCCUUUUGCUUGGAGUCUUGGGAGUUUGCGCUUUUUACGAGGGAACAUAAUGGUUAUUGGUAUCAUUGGCAGGCUUGGGAUGGAAGGGAAAAUGAGAUUUUUAAGAGGAGGAUGAACCGGCUAUGGAUUGACAUGACUUUAGAUGGGAUAUUGGGAAAUCAGGAACUGGAGAACGAAAACGAUUCAUUGAAAUCGAUUCCUCCAUAGCAUUCUAAAAAGGCGCCCGAAACGGUGCUUUCACUUGUGUCACAAAACAUUUCCAUGUCCACGUGUUCUGGGACUCGCUGAGAGGUUUGAGAUAUCAGGCUC